Schistosoma curassoni is the source of this 1046-nucleotide messenger RNA. NCBI's taxonomy places the organism in Eukaryota, Metazoa, Platyhelminthes, Trematoda, Strigeidida, Schistosomatidae. The record is from the annotation of a GenBank genome assembly.
AUGAUCAAAACACCGUUCUAUGGAACUGACGUUGGUGAUCGUGUUCAAUUACAGAAGGUCCUACUUUUAGGAUCAUCAGACUUUACUAUUAUCGGUCGACCAAUUUUACCAGUGCAUCAGGUGUAUGUUGAGGCUGUAGUGAUUGAAAAAACUCUUGGACACCCUAAAGUUUGGUACCAGUUCCAUCGUCGUCGUAAACACCACAAACUGCGAGUAUUCCAGGGGAAUGUUACUGUCCUUCAGAUUAUUGAUGUUCGUCCCAAUACAUUAGCAACUCAUUAAAUUAAUCCUUGAAUAUACGCUUACUCGUUAAAAAAUAUUUAGGCUUUUGUAUACUUUUAAAAAUCCGUUUUCUGCGAUUUUUGUUCAUUUGAAGUAUUUGAUAGUGUAAACUACUGCGGUACUCAAAAAAGUAUAUAUUCUCCGAAUCAUGUCAAAGUUUGUUUCUUUCCCUCUCUCUCUGUCGAUGAAAAUGUAUUUUCAUCAUAACAGGCUCGAAGGAAAAUAGUCUCAAACUUUGAUUUCAUAAUAUGGUAAAAUGUCUAGCUUAAAGCAUCAAGAAAAGGCAGAGAGCAUGUACUUUAUACUUUUCAUGGUAUUGUAAAGUUUAUUACUGUAACGUUAGUCUUUGUACUCUAGGAUUCUGACAGCCUUCAUCUCAGGUUGAAAUGACAACAUGUUUCUGAUUUUCCCUCCUUUCAAAUGAAAGAUAAUAUCCUAUGCUUUUAGAAGUGAGUUUCGAGGGUGGUUACUUGACCUUGGUUACUCAUCAUUCUGCGUAUUUCAAGCGACUAUUUCAAAGUCAGUCAUAUAUGAAACUGUUUUUAUCGGUUUUAAUCUCUUCAAAAGCUCGUAACCCAAACUUAGUGAAUAUUAAGAAUCAAAUAAUCAUAAAAGAAAGCAUCACCCUUAAAAUCUAACAGUUUGUAACAGGUUUUAUUGGCUUAUAAUUUAUUUACUGGACAACAGAAGUUAAUUAAAAGUAAAAGUAAAGUUUACCAAGUAUUCACUCAUUGUUUGGUCAAAUUUUUAAUUGCCAUAUAAAU